AUGUGGAUCUUCAGGGUGAAGCGGCCGCCGGGUUCUCCGCUUGUCUUCAAGGCGCGUUACGUGGCUCGUGGCUUCAGUCAGCGGCAGGGGGUUGACUACUUUCAGACCUUCUCCCCCACCCCGAAGAUGACCACUCUUCGGGUACUGCUGCACGUUGCUGCUCACCGUGACUACGAGCUGCACUCUCUCGACUUCAGCACUGCUUUCCUCCAGGGCAGCAUGCACGAGGAGAUCUGGCUGCGCCCCCCACCUGGCUUCACUCGGUCUUUCCCUCCCGACCCGUCGCUGUUUCUGCGCACCGAUACCUCUCUGCCGCCGUUCUACAUCCUCGUGUACGUCGACGACUUGGUCUUUGCCACUGCUGACACUGCUGGACUCGCCUACGUGAAGUCCGAGCUGCAGAAGAGAAACACGUGCACUGACCUGGGUGAACUGCGCAGCUACCUUGGCUUGUAG
This is a messenger RNA of Closterium sp. NIES-65, 456 nucleotides long. Lineage: Eukaryota; Viridiplantae; Streptophyta; Zygnematophyceae; Desmidiales; Closteriaceae. The record is from the annotation of a GenBank genome assembly.